GAAAUUGCACUCCCUCCCCUCAUACUAUAUCUUACUUAAUAUCGUCAUUAUUGCAGCUUUACAAAAAGAGAAACCAAUAUCAAAAGAUAUAAAGAAAAAUAAAGCUCAAAGAAAGCAGAAGGAAGAUGAGCAUCCAUGUGAAGGAGUCCAUAAUGGUGUUCCCGGCCAAAGAAACCCCCAAAAAGACGCUUUGGCUCUCAAGCAUAGACUUAGUCAGGCCCUCGCCCUAUGCGCACCUUCCUUUUAUAUAUAUUUAUACUCCAAAAAAUGAGGAACAAAAGAACUCAAAAUUUGUCAAUUCACAAGUUCUGAGAGAAUCUCUAAGUAGAGUUUUAGUGCCAUUUUAUCCGGUAGCGGGGAGAUUAAAGAAGAAUAACAUCAAUAAUCGCAUUGAGAUAGAUUGCAAUGCGGCAGGGGCAUUAUUUAUCGAUGCGGAAACGCCGCAUUUUCUUGGUGAUUUUGGGGGCUUCGAGCCGCCUAGCGUCGAGCUUCGUAAGCUAGUCAUGCCUCCUCCGUGCGAUUACUCUGCGGGUCUCUCGUUGUUCCCCUUACUGAUGGUACAACUCACCCGCUUCGAGUGCGGUAGUGUGUGCAUUUGCUUUGCCGUGCAUCAUCAUGUAGCUGAUGGAAUUGGACAUUUAUACUUCAUUAAUUCAUGGGCAAGACUUGCUAAGGGGCUUCAACUUGAUGUUCAACCGUUUCAUGAUAGGGCUCUUCAUCUAGCGCCUCGUAAACCACCUCAGGUCAAGUUCCAGCAUUUGGAGUACGAGCCACCUUCGCCACACAAAGGUUAUUCAGGUGAGAUGGCAACCGCAAGAGAGUGCGUGUUCAAACUUUAUAAAGAUCAAAUUAAUACCUUGAGGUCAGAAGCAACAACAUCUGUACCCGUAGAAGAAGAGAAUUACAAACUAAGUACAUAUGAGGUGCUAGCUGGGCAUGUAUGGCGAAGUGCAUGCAAAGCGCGGGAUUUAACAGGUGAUGAAAUCGUGAAACUAUACAUUCCAACUGAUGGAAGAUCCAGAUUAAAGGAUCCAAAUCUACCACAAGGAUAUUUUGGAAAUGUACUUUUCUUCACAACUUGUAGUGCUAAAGCAUGUGAUAUCAUGCGCAAGCCGUUAUCAUAUGCCGCAAGUAAAGUGCACGAGGCACUACAAAAGGUGGAAAAUGAAGAGUACUUGAGAUCAGCAAUAGAUUACCUAGAAUUGCAGUCGGAUAUAACAACUUCAGCUCGUGGAGCUCUUAGUGUUACAUGUCCAAACCUUUCAAUAAACUCAUGGGGUAGGUUGCCUUUAUAUGAAGCCGAUUUCGGGUGGGGAAAGCCCGAAUUUGUAGGUCGUGGUGGUAUUAGAUUUGAGGGUGAAGCCUACUUUGUUCCAAGCCCAAAUAGGGAAGGUAACUUUUCAUUGAACAUUAAGCUUUUCACCAUACAUAUCCCUCUCUUUGAGAAAUACUUGUAUGAUGUCUAGGGUCUUAUUUUCAUUUUUCAAUGUUUAACAAUUCUUAUAUGCAAUGUAAUAACACUGAAAUAGUAUUCAUAUGUUGUACUAAAUUAAAUAUAUAAUCUUUAUCUAUAUAUCAUUAUA
Molecule: messenger RNA, 1583 nt
Organism: Beta vulgaris subsp. vulgaris (sugar beet)
Lineage: Eukaryota; Viridiplantae; Streptophyta; Magnoliopsida; Caryophyllales; Amaranthaceae
Product: shikimate O-hydroxycinnamoyltransferase
Exons: 2
Coding region: 126-1466 (446 amino acids)
Molecular function (GO): acyltransferase activity, transferring groups other than amino-acyl groups
Source: RefSeq, a predicted model, not a curated record